Malassezia pachydermatis is the source of this 1947-nucleotide messenger RNA. RefSeq lists its product as hypothetical. Bases 1 to 1947 code for a protein of 648 amino acids. The record is from RefSeq and is a predicted model, not a curated record. The transcript has a single exon. Lineage: Eukaryota; Fungi; Basidiomycota; Malasseziomycetes; Malasseziales; Malasseziaceae.
AUGCCACCACCGCCUGCGCCGCGCCGAUAUGCACGGCCGUGGAGUCGCUCUAUGAUGGAUGUUCGUAUAGUGACCGAGGUGCCAUGGGACGAGCAGUAUGCUGGCUGGCAGCAAGUCGUCAUGGACCUAACCAGCUUGCACCGCGCCGCGCAAGUCGCCGCGUACGAGCAUCGCGAGCGCUCGUACGAUACAGGAGCGUGGCGUCGCCUCGUACGUGACUUGGAUGGCCAUAUUCAAAGCAUCACGUCCACAGCGUCCAUCCCGGAGCCUGCGUCAGACUCGCGUGUACCAGCUACACAUUGGCAGCGGCACCAGCCUGAUAUCUCAUGGGCACAGCAGUACCCAGGCGACGUCGGCGUAUGGCUCCGACGUGCGAUGCAAGAGCGACGAUCCACCACGUCGUCGCCAAGACUGCCGUGGCAUGGUGGAUGGACACGGAGUCCUAGUAUCAUCAUGACGAACGUCAGCGACUUGGCCUCAUGGCUCACGAUGGACAUACCCUCUGCUGCCGAGCAAGAGGCACACGCUGCGGAGUCGGCACGGUCCGAUCCUCGUUGGUAUGCGCGGCGACGCCGGCUCGAGUUGCUACCUUCCGAUGUGAUGGAAAGCACGGAAGGGACCGCACGCACAGCAGAGCAUGUGUCACAACCUCAUCGCAUGACGCCUCUUUCCCCCGCGGACGCCCAGCGCCAGGUCAGCGAAGCGCCACAUUGGCAAAGCAGCGAGGCGGCCCGUGCGUUCGAAACGCACGUACGAAUGGCCGAAGCCAUGGCACAAAUGUCGUCUGACGACAUGGAGGAGACUACAUGGAUGCCGCUCCGUGAUACGCCGCCUACAUGGCAGCCAUGGUUUGCCUGGAUCGACGCGCAAGCUGUGCUUCGUGCCCUGGCGCAAUGGACGCAUGGUAGCGUGGCGGAUGUGCGGCGCUUGGAUGCGCUAGCCCCACCUAUUCCUCUACGUCCUCUAGACCAAGCGCCCCAGCCCAUUUUGUUCGGUGUCGGAGACUUUCUUACCUUAGCCGAGCAUGGACCUCGGCACUCGGAGGAUCGCGCACUGAAGCAGCGAGUUCAUGUUUUGCACAGCGACACAACAACUUGGAAUGCACGCGCAAAUGAGAUCCUUGUAUUGCCGUUUCGUGCGACGGUGCCGAGUGUGUCGUACACGUACGAGCCACCGGUGGAACACUUGGACGGCUCAUUGCUUGCCAUGCAGCAAGCAUGGUCGCAAAAACCGUAUGCAACGCCUUCCCCAGGCACAGACGCCUACCUGCAUGUCCUUGUACAACAAGAGAUGGAACAGCGGCGAGAUCGGUUUGCAUCCAUCCCACUUGCUUCGUCGACCUAUGCUCACGCACAGAUAGCGAUCCAAGCCGCGACAGCCUGCGAUAUGAGCGCAGCGACCGACGCCCUAGAUCGCGUAAUUACCGAUCGCGCCCUCGCGUUUCUCCGUAUGCUUCGUGACGAACCGAGGCGAGUCCCACGUCCUAUUCCCCCCCUAUAUACCCUAACGAAGCUGCAUGUACGCAUCCCGUCCUGGGCGGACAAGCAGACGGUCUAUGCGUGGGUCCUUGCCGGUCUUCAGCCCAUUGACGCGUCAGCGUGUGCCGAGUACGAAGGCAUGACAGCACAGGAAGCUAUGGCAUUGGCUCAGAGGCAGGGUCUCGCAGGAAUGGAGUCGGCAUCCAAAGAGGCAUGGACAUGGUCGUCAUCCAGUACAUUGACGUCGCCAACGCGCCCUGUAGCCUUACUUCAUCCAGACGUACCGACCUCGAUGUCGAAUGCUAACGAACUCCAAGUGAUGUGGGACCCACCUCUAGUGACACGGUACUUGGCGAUCCUGAUUGUGCCUCCGCCCAGCACGGCAUCGCAACUCUGGGCGGAAUGGGAAUACGUCUACGGCACCGGAUGGGCCGGCCGCACAACGAGUGCCGCGUAUGACAUGUUGUAA